AUGGUCGCAGCGAACUUUGUCAAGUUGGAAUGCUUUCAUUCAUUGCAUAGCGGAAACAAGCUGCUGAGUUUCUCCGCCCCCUGCUGUUGUGUAUCAUGAGGUUAGCUUCAAGUGAAGCUAGAUGCUAUGGUAGCCAUCAAAUGGCAUCACGUUGGGAAAGUCGACGGACAGUUUUCAACCAUAAAGACUGUUUCGUCCUAGCUGAUGUGUCUAAUAUGGAGGAACAUUAGUCAGUGCUAAACUACAUAUAGAAGAUGCAUGAUUCUAAAUGCCAUGUGAUGACAAGAAGACAAAGAUGAUGGCAUGCCUAAGUGUUUUCCUGAUGGUCAAAUCUCUCCUUCCUACACCAUGGUACUGAUUAUGGACAAAUGGUGCAACUUGUGAGCUUUCUUCAUGAGCAACAUUUUUACAUUGUCACUUCUUUUUGAUUUCAAUGGAGGGAAACGAAUGAACAACCUUGUAAUGUGUGCUGUAUAGUAAUCACUAAUGGAGAACCUUGUAGUAAAUACUGUACAGAGAUCAUGAAUGGACAACCUUGUAAUGUAUAUGUACAGUAAUUUGGACUGUGAUGGAAAGAACCAGUGAGGGGUUGGAGCUGUGAUUGAUGAAGAAAUAUUGAUCAGACUAUUGAAAACUGAAUAUACCAGUAUCCACCAAAGGUCUGGACUGGAUCAUAGUCAUGGAAGACCCCUUUCUGGAUUAUUGCUCCUCUCAAGAGUUAGCAGGAGGGGCAGAUGCUUUCAUUUGUACAGAAUGUGGAGAAGGUUUUGUGCAGUACUCCAGACUAGUAAGUCAUAUGGCCAUUCAUGGAUCUUCAGAGUCAUUCCAGUUGGAUGCUCCCAGUAAUGGCUUGGAAACACCCAUAGAGUUUGUUCUUCAUAAAAAUGGAACACUUACUGUUGUUGAAAGAUUGGAGGCUUCAAAUUCAUCUCUCAAAAUAUCUGAUCCCCAGUCACAGUCCACCACAGAAACGGAGUCAUCAGAAAAUGGCACCAAAGUUUUUCCAUGUGAAAGAUGUGGCCAAGUAUUCAGUAAUCAGUCAAGUUUACUACAGCAUCAGCGGUACCAUUCAUUGGGGCAAGGAUAUAAAUGUACCCUAUGCUGCAAGGUUCAUGAUGACCGAGAGAGUCUUCGGGAACAUCUUCAAGAUCAUGCACAUGAGAGAUUCUAUAGCUGUGGACACUGUGGGAAAAGAUUUCUUAGACCCGAAACAUUAUCAACUCAUCAAAAAGAAUGGCAUGGAUCACUUGUGGCCAGGAAUUCCGUUAAGCUUGCAAAGAGUCAGGAAAACAACAUUGGCAAAUUCUAUCAAUGCAAGUUAUGUGAAUUGCACUUCUUUUGGCUCUCCGACUUACAAAGCCAUCUCAUCAGUCAUUCCCUCAAAAAAACUGCAGAUACCAGUGAAUCUGUUGUUGAUGAGAAGGUGUCCAGUAACCCUUAUAAUAGCGUUGACCGUACAUACCGAUGUGGUUUGUGUGGAAAAACCUUCUACAGACUGUCAGACCUCAUGGACCAUCAUUUGUCUCACCAAGCCAAGGAGGAAAAAUCAAAAACUGAAACAAAGGCUACAAGACGGACCCAAAUCGAUCAUGGCUACAAACCUUUCGCAUCCAGGCAAGCAAUUUAUAGGUUAGAUGCCCCCAGGUCAAGAAGGAUGCGGGGUAGAUCACGUGGGGCCCACCAAAGUAGCACUAGAUUGUAUCCGUGCAAACACUGCCAUCGUGUAUUUGUGCACUCAAGUAGUUUGUCUCGUCACAACCGGUACCAUAAGGGAACUCUGCACACUUGCGUCUACUGUGGGAAGCAUUUUCCACAAAGAUGUGAUGUCACCAGGCAUAUAGCCAUGUAUCAUAAAGCAGAACUGGGAGCUGCAGCAGAUGAGAAUGCUAAGAAGCAUGAUGAGUCACCAGAAAGGAAUGCUUCAGAGGAACAAGAAAACGAAAAGGAUUUAGAUGAUGAACAAGAAAGUCCAGUUAACGAAACCUCAGGGACAAAAGAGAUGCCUGGUCCUCCAAAGGCACGACUGUCUUUCAAGUGUCGUGAAUGUGGUAAAGUCUUUGGUUUGCUUAGUGUUUAUCAACGGCAUCAACGCUACCACAAGAGGGAACCAGCUCGACAGCUGCACAAAUGUUCUCACUGUCGGUGCCGUUUUUCGCAAUUGUCUGCUCUUGAGCGCCAUCUAAAAACUCAUGACAAGGAAGCACCUUCAGAGGUUGGAAAAGAAGGGUUACCUACUGUCGAUGCCAAUAAGGAUAACCAUGCAAACUCAGAAGACACUGAUGAUACAGUUGAGGAUGAAGAUAUUAAUGUCGAAGGUGAUGAGAGUGUGAAUGCUGAAAUACUGUAUGAAUGCACAGUGUGUGCCAAAUCAUUUUCUUCCAUGAAAACGUUCAUGAAACAUCAGAGUGAGCAUGGUUAACUUUAGAUGAUGGUCAUUUAUGUUUAGUGUGAACCACAACACAUAGGCUAGACCAAUUUACUAAAAUCGAUGAUCGUGUUCAGUUGCAGCCCUGUGUUUUGCUUGGGAGGGCAAGAAUCCCACUCCACAAUUUCUUUGUCCCAUAUUUUAAACAAAGGACUAAUGUUUGUCAUUGUAUGUAAAACUUGACUUCUUGACUUGACUUGACCAUCACAGUCUCUUAAUUAGUGUUUUACCAUAUUCAUUUAAGAAGUGAUUUCCUAAUUGUAGCACAUGAUGUCCCUUUUUAAUAAUGUGCCAUGCCAAAAUCAAGGAUAGGUUUUUAGAAAUGUCAUCACCAUAUUUCUUACCUGCCUUUCUGUGUUCAUCAUGCCCAUAAAUCUAAAUCGUUGUAUGUUGCAGAAGACGAGGAAUUGCUUUGAAGUUUGUCUAUAUUAAAACUGCAUGACAUUUGAUCUUAUAUGCUGUUCAUGGGAGUGGAUUAACACUACUGAUACUUUAAAGGACUGUAUUUUCUUGGAAUGCUAGAUUGAAAUAUCACUCAAUUUCCUCAAUCAUGAUGAUUUAUGUUUCUGCCAUAGCAGUCAUUAUUCUGUCUACAAUAGAAUAGAUAAAAAGCGGUUAGGAAAGUUUGUUUUUUACUAAAUUAAAGUUAGAUUCUUCUUUUUGUAAGUGAA
Messenger RNA from Alosa sapidissima (American shad), 3096 nucleotides. RefSeq lists its product as uncharacterized. Gene Ontology annotation, molecular function: DNA-binding transcription factor activity, RNA polymerase II-specific; RNA polymerase II transcription regulatory region sequence-specific DNA binding. Gene Ontology annotation, biological process: regulation of transcription by RNA polymerase II. Gene Ontology annotation, cellular component: nucleus. The record is from RefSeq and is a predicted model, not a curated record. Bases 680 to 2419 code for a protein of 579 amino acids. NCBI's taxonomy places the organism in Eukaryota, Metazoa, Chordata, Actinopteri, Clupeiformes, Clupeidae. The transcript has 2 exons.